Messenger RNA from Alternaria rosae, 2482 nucleotides. RefSeq lists its product as uncharacterized. Gene Ontology annotation, molecular function: ubiquitin protein ligase activity; metal ion binding. The transcript is spliced from 2 exons. The record is from RefSeq and is a predicted model, not a curated record. The coding region runs from base 353 to 2317 and encodes 654 amino acids. Gene Ontology annotation, biological process: protein polyubiquitination. Lineage: Eukaryota; Fungi; Ascomycota; Dothideomycetes; Pleosporales; Pleosporaceae.
ACCGCUGAGGCUGCAGCUCCACGCGGUGCGCGCAUAUCGAUAUAGCCGGCGUAUCAGUCUUCAGCAUAGCUUUGAAUUUCCUUUUUCUUCCUUCUCUAGACCUCACUGCAGCUCUCAUUCGUCUUCCAGUCUUCGAUUGUCGCAUGUCCUGCUCCCGCCUCAAGCGACCUGCCGCAUCUGCCUUUACCGCGUAGAUACUAGCGUCUGCGCGACAAGCUUGACCUCUUCACAGGUGCAGGUGAUAGCAGUCUCUUUCUCGGCUUUCCUUGCUCAGAGGGAAAUUCUCUCACUGCUCCGCCGAAGGUAGACCGCCGACCCAGGCCCGAGGCCCGCUACCACAUUUUGCAGAGCUAUGGCGACCUUUGCGCCGACCAAUUUUCCCUCAGACGUCCGAGACAAGCCACCCCACCAAGAGCCCCCACCACAGCAUCUCCAACAUCACGGACCCUUCUCCCAUCAGCUCGACCCGCCCACCGCGCCUCAGUCCUCAAACCCUCUGCCGCAGAUAGCGAGACGUGCGUCGCGCGACCUCAGGCCCCAGCACUCCAACGGCGCAAUGGCGGGCGCGAAUGGUCAUGGGCCUAUGGCGGUGCCGGGCGGGCGCGCCAACGGCCACGAGCAUAGGGCAAACUUGCGCGAGAUGGGCUUUGCCGGCCCGCGCAGCCCCCCAAACAACAAAAACACCUCACACGUCCCCUGCAAGUUCUACCGGCAAGGCGCAUGCCAGGCUGGCAAGGCGUGUCCGUUUCUGCAUUCAGACGAGCCGCUGACAGAGCGAGCGCCCUGCAAGUACUUCACCAAGGGAAACUGCAAGUUCGGCCAGAAAUGUGCCCUCGCCCACAUCCUCCCCAACGGCCAUGUCGUGAACCGCGGAAACGCCGGUAAUCACUUUAGCCGCAUGAACAUUCCACACCACCAGGAGAUGCCCAUGAACAGCUCGCUACUUACGAUGCAGGCUCACAUGGGCGGUAUGCAGCCAGGCUACCCCUACGCCAUGCCCGACGAGUACGCGAACCAGAAGAACCAGUACGACAUGAUCCCGACCAUCGACACCACCUUCUCCUCCCACCCAGGCUCUAACUAUGGCUCGCCGCCAAACGAGAACGGCCGACUUCCGAUAUCGCCAACACAGAAGGGCUUGAGUGUGAUGGAUGUAGGACUUCCUGCGUCUUUCGACAGCCAGGGUGUCUCGACCAUGGCGCGAUACGGCCCCAUUGCGUCCUCAGUACCCGCCAAGUUCCUCGCGAACUCCCCGCCGUCUUCGUACCAAGCCGAUUCGCCCGCUCUUCGAAACCUACACGACUCCGCGUUUGGAGAUGGUCUGCGGAGGGGUAUUGCAGGAUUGGGAUCGUCUCCGCCUGAGUCGGUAGAGCAGCCAGUUGGACGGAGGAUGCUACAUUCUGAGCUUGCCGCGAACCGCUCCCGGGGCAUCAUGUCGUCGAGUGUAGGUGCGCGACCAACGUACAAGGACGAAGAAUGGGAUGAGACGGACAUGAUUGGCAAAUUCGAGGAGGACCUACUGCCCAAUUCGCUGAGCGAUCUUCUGACACCCCAGGAAAAGAUGCGCCGCUUCUCGCGCGAUCAAGGCGAGAGCGACAACCGCGCUUCGCAGUCCAGGUUCGGGGUUUCGCCAACAGCAUCGGACCUCAAGUACGGAUCGCCAUCCGCAGCCACGGCUUCCCCAUCGCGUUUCCAGUCCAUGUGGGCCAAGCCUCGAGGACCGACUUACGAAGGAGGAUUCGAAUCAGGCUCGCUACCCGGCCAGUCAGCCUUCGGACACGUAGGAUCACCACUACGCAACUCAAGCCUCCAUCCAGGAGCCAGCCCUUCACUACGCGCCAUGAACCGACCCACCACAGGCGACAUGAGCCCAUACCUCGCCUCACCUCCCCGCCAAGCUUCCAUGAGCAUGAUUAGCCAGCAACUACAGCGCACCCGCAUAUCAGCCCGGGAUGAAAGCGGCAUCACCAGCAACCCCGUGCACCCCGGCAUCAACCGCGUCACCUCCGCAUCCAGCAUCGGCAGCUCCAGCGGCCGUCUCGGUAUCGAUCGCGCUGUAAGUAGCAGCAGCAUCAACCGCGAGAGGAUCGAGGAAGAGCAGGGUCUGUUCAGCAUGGAAGAAGAGGAUGAUCUCAACAAGAGCAGGGACGGCGCUUCGACUACAUCCAGCAACAGCAACAAGCGUCUGAGUGGUCUGUCAUGGGGAAGUGGUGGGAAGGGAAGCCCGAACCUUGCUCCUGUUGGUGGUCAUCGGACGGCGGGCACUUCUGCACUCGGCAAGGAGACGGGUGCGGGUGCUUGGGGUGGGAAUGCUUGAACUGAUGGAUGAAACCAAUACUGCCCAUCACCAUAGCAAAGCAUUACACUCGACGCCCUGAGCCACUUCAGCACCAGCAGACACGUACCUCACCCCACGAGCGACAUCUCUACGAAAUUCUUUCCCUACAUCACGAACAAAAGGAAAAGGUUGGAAAAUUCUCAG